AUGGGUCGUACCACACUCUCUCAUUUACUUUUACUUUCGCUCUCUUUGACACAGGCUUCGCGAGCCCAACUCUCGAGUUGCCCUUCUGCAGCAGAGAACAUCGUCACUCCCGAUGGCUCAGCUACCUACUCGGUCUGCCAGCAGACCGACUACAGGGGAACUACAACUAAGUUUGUCGACACCGUAGCGACCCUAUUCGACUGCGCGCAGGCUUGUAGUCAAGAUGCUCAAUGCACGCAGGCGGUCUACGACAAGGCCAAUUUCGGUUGCCAUCUCAAGGCCAAGGAUGGCCUCAACUGGGCGGCCGACAAUAAAUUUACGACCAUCAAGCUGGUCUCCAAGCUCACAAAGGGUGUCGCCAUCCAGUCUUGCCCGACUACUGCGACGAAUGUGACUGCCACUGGGUCUACCCUAGCCACUUGCCCGAACACGGAUUAUCAGGGCGACACUAUCCGGGCUGUUGGCGGCACCACAUCGCUCCAGGCAUGCGCUCUUGAGUGUGGCCAAGCGUCCGACUGCUUCCGAGCCGUUUUCCAAAAUUCGACUUCUCAGUGCUACAUCAAGGCGGACCCCAAGGCACUGCAAUGGACGUACCAGCCCGGCUUCGACUCCGUGAGCAAGCUAUCCGUUCUCGCUGACGGUGUUGGCAUUAACAGUUGCCCGAGCGGCUAUACCAACAUCACCACGCAGAACGGCGCCAGCUUCGCGACCUGCAAGAACGCUGACUUCACAGUCCCAAGCGUCAACGUCGUCGGCGGCGUCGCGUCUGUCGCAGCCUGCGCAGAAAGCUGCACCAUGAACCAGAACUGCGCGUAUGCCGUUUACGACGCGCAGAACCAAGUCUGCCACAUUAAGGGGACCGUCACCGCUGCAUCUGACUGGAAGUUCAACAGGCAAUUCACCUCGCUAAAGAUGAUCAAGACCAGCACCUCCAAGGCGACGUCCAAGAUCGGCCGCUGGUCCGACCCCUCCUCGGCUCGCCUCCUCGUCUUCUCGUCCUGGGGCGAUCGCGCCUUCAGCGGGCCCACGGGCAUCACGCAGUUUGCAGACUACAACUUCCUCACGGGCGCUGUUUCGCAACGAACCGUCACGAACACCAAGCACGACAUGUUUUGUCCCGGGAUCAGCUCUCUCGCUAGCGGGAAGAUUAUAAUCACCGGCGGCGAGAACGCCGAGGCCGUGAGCGUCUACGACCCCGCCACCAACCAGUUCACCCGCGCCGCCGACAUGGUGAUUGCGCGCGGGUACCAGACGUCGGCCACAUUGUCGGAUGGCCGAAUCUUCACCAUCGGCGGCUCUUUCACGGGCCCCCAAGGAGACAAGACGGGUGAAGUCUACGAUCCGGCCAAGAACAGAUGGACGCUUCUUCAGGGGACUGACCCGACUCCGCUGUUGACGACGGACCGUGAAGGUAUCUGGCGCACCGAUAACCAUGCCUGGCUCUACGGUUGGCGCAACGGCUCCGUCUUCCAAGCCGGCCCGAGCAAGACGAUGAACUGGUACCGCACCAACGGCGCCGGCUCCGUCUCCGCGGCGGGCGUCCGCACCACCGCGAUGGACCAGAUGUGCGGCGCCAACGUCAUGUACGACGUCGGGAAGAUCCUCGCCGCCGGCGGGAGUCAGGACUACACGGACAGCGACGCCACGAAAGCCGCCCAUCUUAUCUCGAUUACCGACCCCGGCGUCCCCGCGACCGUCGAGACCCUUCCCGACAUGAAUUUCGCCCGUGGCUUCGCCAACGCCGUCGUGCUGCCGGACGGCAAGGUCGUCGUGACAGGCGGCCAGCCGAGAUCCCUCGUCUUCACCGACACCAACGGCGUCCUCGUUCCGGAGCUCUGGGACCCAAAGACACGCGCCUGGACGCCGAUGGCUGCCGCCGCGGUGCCCCGCAAUUACCACUCCGUCAGCAUCCUCCUUCCGGACGGCACCGUCUUCGUCGGCGGCGGCGGCAUGUGCCCCGCCGCGCAGGGAAGCGACCUCUCCUGGUGCGAUCGCGCCAAGGAUCACUUCGACGGCGAGGUCUUUUCGCCGCCGUACCUGUUCACGGCCGCGGGCGAGCUGGCUCUGCGGCCCGUUAUCUUGAGCCUUUCGCAGACCACGGUCAAGGUCGGGACCUCCAUUACGGUCGCGCUCGAGAGCGGGCUGGAUGUUCCUUCCUUCGCACUGGUGAGGAUGGGUAACGCGACGCACAGCAUCAACUCGGAUCAGCGCCGCGUGCCGCUGACUGACGUGACCAAGUCCGGCGGGAGCAAUUACACGCUGAGACUGCCGAACGACUCGGGCGUUCUCAUCCCUGGUCCUUGGUAUCUUUUCGCGUUGUCCAAGGAGGGUGUGCCCAGUAUGGCGAGAACCGUUUACAUCCCUGCUUGA
Molecule: messenger RNA, 2370 nt
Organism: Colletotrichum tamarilloi
Lineage: Eukaryota; Fungi; Ascomycota; Sordariomycetes; Glomerellales; Glomerellaceae
Exons: 2
Coding region: 1-2370 (789 amino acids)
Molecular function (GO): protein binding
Source: RefSeq, a predicted model, not a curated record